UGACCCUUCAAAAAUGAUUGGUACAGAAUUUAUUGAGGCAAAGAUAAAACAAAGAAAAGUCCUCCUAAUAUCAAAGCAAAGUUCACCAGCGUAUCAAGCUAUUGAAGGUUUAUUGAGAAAAUACAAUCUUAACAACGAAAAAAGUGAUAACUUUGAAAUACUGUACAUCGAUUUGCGCCAUGACUGCGGAGUGAUAGAGACAUAUUUAUGGCACAAACUUACAUAUAGAAAUAGGCAGGUACCACAUUUAUUUCUGAAUGGCAAACAUGUGGGAGGAGAAGUAGAAAUAAAGCGACUCCAUGAAAGUGGUGAACUGAAGCGAAUGUUUAUGGAGGCUGGCCUAUAAAAACUGGACCGAAACCAUGAGGGAGAAGAUAGGAUUUAUUGUUGCGAAUACAUCAAAGAAAGUAAAGAUUCUGCAGAAAAAGAAUGCUAUUGUGAUUUUUCCGAUAUAAAUCUAUUCAAAUAAACAACCAUUUUAGUUAGAGUGUAAGCACAUCAUGAAGCUGAACGUAGAUCCCAACCAGUUCAUUGCAGUGGUUUUCCAUUUAUACGGAACUGCUAAGAGCUGCAAACAUCUGUCUGAAAAGUAUUAUGCGCAUUUCAUGUAGAGAAUCGCUAUUCUGUAUAUAAUAAAACAAAUGAAACACACUUAUAAGAAACUGAACAUGUAGACAACAAUACUUA
Heterobilharzia americana is the source of this 687-nucleotide messenger RNA. The record is from the annotation of a GenBank genome assembly. NCBI's taxonomy places the organism in Eukaryota, Metazoa, Platyhelminthes, Trematoda, Strigeidida, Schistosomatidae.